GAAGGCUUCAGCUGGCAUCGCAACACAAGGAAGGCCUUUCCCGUCAGGGGUCCUGUGUGUCAAGAGGGAGAUGAAGCUUAGAGUCGGGAUGAAGCUGGCACUGCUGUGUCUGUGCAUUGUGCAGCUGGCCUUCGGAAGUCGUCGAAUCAACGACCGUGAAGCCGCUGCCCGCGGGGAUGUGCCGCUGAGGAAGGCCUCUCAUGGCACAGGGUCUACGAAUGAAAUCAGGGUGAGGCCUCUGUUUGCCAGGAGAGGACAUUAUGAACGACAGAGGAUUCUUGUGCCAAAGCCCAGAGGCGGUCCUGCUGCUCAAAAUGAGAUUUGUCCUCCUGCUAAAGUGAGGCCAAAUCCUGUGAAGAUCAAAUGCUCCCAGCUCGCUCAAAGCUGUUUGCCUCAGUCCGGUUGCUGUGACUCGUGUGCAACAUGCCACUGCCGCUUCUUCAAUGCCAUCUGCUUCUGUCGCAAGACAAAAUCGCAAUCUGAGAAAAACAGACAAAAGGAAACACCCCAUCACAUCACAUCAGAGACGAAAAGUCCAACACACGCUACAGGCCAUUGAUCCUGCUACAGUGGUAUCACACCAACCACUUCAAUAGUGAUAAAAUGACAGGCACAUGUCACAGUGCCAGCAUCUUGAGUCAGUAAACAGAUUUACUACAGUCUACAUGACUUUGAUACCUCGUAUGAAAGGCAGCUGC
Maylandia zebra (zebra mbuna) is the source of this 698-nucleotide messenger RNA. RefSeq lists its product as uncharacterized. Gene Ontology annotation, molecular function: type 1 melanocortin receptor binding; neuropeptide hormone activity. The record is from RefSeq and is a predicted model, not a curated record. Gene Ontology annotation, cellular component: extracellular region. Gene Ontology annotation, biological process: adult feeding behavior; positive regulation of feeding behavior; neuropeptide signaling pathway. Lineage: Eukaryota; Metazoa; Chordata; Actinopteri; Cichliformes; Cichlidae.